This is a messenger RNA of Mus pahari (shrew mouse), 7240 nucleotides long. RefSeq names its product chromodomain helicase DNA binding protein 3 (gene Chd3). The record is from RefSeq and is a predicted model, not a curated record. NCBI's taxonomy places the organism in Eukaryota, Metazoa, Chordata, Mammalia, Rodentia, Muridae. The transcript is spliced from 40 exons. Gene Ontology annotation, cellular component: chromatin; NuRD complex; nucleus. Gene Ontology annotation, biological process: chromatin remodeling; negative regulation of transcription by RNA polymerase II. Gene Ontology annotation, molecular function: ATP hydrolysis activity; ATP binding; histone binding. The coding region runs from base 23 to 6151 and encodes 2042 amino acids.
CGAGGAGGAGGAGGAGGAGGAGAUGGUGGUGUCGGAGGAGGAAGAAGAGGAGGAAGAAGAGGGCGACGAGGAGGAGGAGGAGGUGGAGGCGGCCGACGAGGACGAUGAGGAGGAGGACGAAGAGGGAGUACUCGGGCGCGGGCCGGGCCACGACCGGAGCCGCGACCGCCACAGCCCCCCCAGCUGCCACCUCUUCCCGCCGCCGCCGCCGCCGCCGCCGCUGCCGCCGCCCCCGCCGCCAGAUAAAGAUGAUAUUCGGCUGCUACCUUCAGCCUUGGGUGUGAAGAAGCGAAAACGAGGUCCCAAGAAGCAGAAGGAAAACAAGCCAGGCAAACCUAGAAAACGGAAGAAGCUUGACAGUGAAGAAGAAUUUGGCUCAGAGCGAGAUGAGUACCGGGAGAAGUCAGAGAGUGGAGGCAGCGAGUAUGGAACUGGACCAGGUCGGAAACGAAGAAGGAAGCACAGAGAAAAAAAAGAGAAAAAAACAAAAAGGAGGAAAAGGGGAGAAGGGGAUGGGGGACACAAGCAGGUGGAGCAGAAGUCAUCUGCAACCUUGCUUCUGACCUGGGGCUUGGAGGAUGUGGAACACGUGUUUUCCGAGGAGGACUACCACACACUUACCAAUUACAAAGCUUUCAGUCAGUUCAUGAGGCCCCUAAUUGCUAAGAAGAAUCCUAAGAUCCCGAUGUCAAAGAUGAUGACCAUCCUGGGGGCCAAGUGGAGAGAGUUCAGUGCCAAUAACCCCUUCAAAGGGUCGGCAGCUGCUGUGGCGGCGGCGGCGGCAGCAGCAGCAGCAGCUGUGGCUGAGCAGGUGUCAGCUGCUGUCUCCUCAGCCACCCCCAUACCAUCUGGACCCCCCCCUGCCCUCCCACCACCCCCUGCUCCUGAAAUCCAGCCCCCACCCAUCAGAAGAGCCAAAACCAAAGAGGGCAAAGGUCCAGGCCACAAGAGGCGGAAUAAGAGCCCCCGAGUGCCUGACGGACGCAAGAAGCUUCGAGGGAAGAAGAUGGCGCCACUGAAAAUCAAGCUAGGGCUGCUGGGUGGCAAGAGGAAGAAGGCGGGCUCGUGUGCUUUUCAGAGUGAUGAGGGCCCUGAACCAGAGGCGGAGGAGUCAGACCUGGACAGUGGUAGCGUCCAUAGUGCCUCAGGCCGGCCUGAUGGCCCUGUCCGUGCCAAGAAACUGAAGCGAGGUCGGCCAGGAAGGAAGAAGAAGAAGGUCCUGGGCUGUCCUGCAGUGGCCGGGGAGGAGGAAGUUGAUGGCUACGAGACGGAUCACCAGGAUUACUGUGAGGUGUGCCAGCAGGGCGGGGAAAUUAUUCUGUGCGACACCUGCCCCCGUGCCUACCACCUCGUCUGCCUUGACCCCGAGCUUGACCGGGCUCCUGAGGGCAAGUGGAGUUGCCCCCACUGUGAGAAGGAGGGGGUGCAGUGGGAGGCCAAGGAGGAGGAGGAAGAGUAUGAGGAGGAAGGGGAGGAGGGAGAGAAGGAGGAAGAGGAUGACCACAUGGAGUAUUGCCGAGUGUGCAAGGAUGGCGGGGAGCUCCUGUGCUGUGACGCUUGUAUCUCUUCCUACCACAUCCAUUGUCUGAACCCCCCGCUGCCCGACAUCCCCAAUGGCGAAUGGCUGUGCCCACGAUGCACGUGUCCUGUGCUGAAGGGCCGCGUUCAGAAGAUCUUGCAUUGGCGAUGGGGGGAGCCACCUGUGGCAGUGCCAGCACCACAGCAGGCAGACGGGAACCCAGACGUCCCACCCCCUCGUCCUCUUCAAGGCAGAUCAGAGCGAGAAUUCUUUGUCAAGUGGGUAGGACUGUCCUACUGGCACUGCUCCUGGGCCAAGGAGCUUCAGCUGGAAAUCUUCCACUUGGUAAUGUACCGAAACUAUCAACGGAAAAAUGACAUGGACGAGCCCCCACCGCUGGACUACGGCUCCGGUGAGGAUGAUGGGAAGAGUGACAAGCGCAAGGUGAAGGACCCUCACUACGCGGAGAUGGAGGAGAAGUACUACCGUUUCGGCAUCAAGCCGGAGUGGAUGACUGUCCACCGCAUCAUUAACCAUAGUAUGGAUAAAAAGGGGAACUACCACUACCUUGUGAAAUGGAAGGAUCUGCCUUAUGACCAGUCCACGUGGGAGGAGGAUGAGAUGAACAUCCCCGAGUAUGACGACCAUAAGCAGAGCUACUGGAGACAUCGUGAGCUAAUUAUGGGUGAGGACCCCGCACAGCCUCGAAAGUAUAAGAAGAAGAAGAAGGAGUUACAGGGUGAUGGGCCUCCCAGUUCACCUACUAAUGAUCCAACAGUGAAAUAUGAGACUCAGCCAAGGUUCAUCACAGCCACAGGCGGCACGCUGCACAUGUAUCAGCUGGAAGGGCUGAACUGGCUGCGCUUCUCGUGGGCCCAAGGCACUGACACGAUCCUGGCGGAUGAGAUGGGGCUGGGCAAGACCAUCCAAACUAUCGUCUUUCUCUACUCACUGUAUAAGGAGGGCCACACAAAAGGUCCAUUCCUGGUGAGUGCCCCACUCUCCACCAUCAUCAACUGGGAACGGGAGUUCCAGAUGUGGGCACCCAAGUUCUAUGUGGUCACAUACACGGGCGACAAGGACAGCCGGGCCAUCAUAAGAGAAAACGAGUUUUCGUUUGAGGAUAAUGCCAUAAAAGGCGGGAAGAAAGCUUUCAAGAUGAAGAGAGAGGCACAGGUGAAGUUCCAUGUCCUUCUGACAUCAUACGAGCUGAUCACCAUUGAUCAGGCGGCGCUUGGCUCCAUCCGCUGGGCCUGUCUUGUGGUGGAUGAGGCUCAUCGACUCAAGAACAACCAGUCCAAGUUUUUCAGGGUCCUCAAUGGCUACAAGAUAGAUCAUAAGUUGUUGUUGACGGGGACUCCGCUGCAGAAUAACCUGGAGGAGCUCUUCCACCUUCUCAACUUCCUCACUCCGGAGAGGUUUAACAACCUGGAGGGCUUCCUGGAGGAGUUCGCUGACAUAUCCAAAGAGGACCAAAUCAAGAAGCUGCACGACUUACUGGGGCCGCACAUGCUGCGGAGGCUCAAGGCGGACGUCUUCAAGAACAUGCCGGCCAAGACCGAGCUCAUUGUUCGAGUGGAGCUAAGCCCCAUGCAGAAGAAAUACUACAAGUACAUCCUAACUCGAAAUUUUGAGGCCUUGAACUCUCGAGGUGGUGGGAACCAAGUGUCCCUGCUUAACAUCAUGAUGGACCUUAAGAAGUGCUGCAACCACCCAUACCUCUUCCCCGUGGCUGCUAUGGAGUCUCCUAAACUCCCCAGUGGGGCUUAUGAGGGUGGGGCCCUUAUUAAGUCAUCAGGGAAGCUGCUGCUACUGCAGAAGAUGCUGCGCAAGCUGAAGGAGCAAGGACAUAGAGUGCUCAUCUUCUCCCAGAUGACCAAAAUGUUAGACCUUCUGGAGGACUUCCUAGACUACGAAGGCUAUAAGUAUGAGCGCAUCGAUGGUGGCAUCACAGGCGCCCUCAGGCAGGAGGCCAUUGAUCGCUUCAAUGCUCCUGGUGCCCAACAAUUCUGCUUCCUCCUGUCCACCCGAGCUGGUGGCCUGGGCAUCAACUUGGCCACUGCCGACACUGUCAUCAUCUUCGAUUCUGACUGGAACCCCCAUAAUGACAUUCAGGCCUUCAGCAGAGCCCAUCGGAUUGGCCAGGCCAACAAAGUGAUGAUUUACCGGUUUGUGACCCGAGCCUCUGUGGAAGAACGAAUCACACAGGUGGCUAAGAGAAAGAUGAUGCUGACACACCUAGUGGUGCGGCCAGGCCUGGGCUCCAAGGCCGGCUCCAUGUCCAAGCAGGAGCUGGAUGACAUCCUCAAAUUUGGCACUGAGGAGCUAUUCAAAGAUGAAAAUGAGGGGGAGAAUAAGGAGGAGGAUAGCAGUGUGAUCCACUAUGACAAUGAAGCCAUCGCUCGACUGCUGGACCGCAACCAGGAUGCGACUGAGGACACGGAUGUGCAGAACAUGAACGAAUACCUCAGCUCCUUCAAGGUGGCACAAUAUGUCGUGCGUGAAGAAGACAAGAUUGAGGAGAUCGAGCGAGAGAUCAUCAAGCAGGAGGAGAAUGUGGAUCCUGACUACUGGGAGAAGCUACUGAGACAUCACUAUGAGCAGCAGCAGGAAGACCUUGCCCGCAACCUAGGCAAGGGCAAGCGGGUUCGAAAGCAGGUUAACUACAACGAUGCCGCCCAGGAGGAUCAAGACAACCAAUCAGAAUACUCAGUGGGGUCUGAGGAAGAGGAUGAAGACUUUGAUGAGCGUCCUGAAGGCCGUCGACAGUCAAAGAGGCAGCUUCGGAAUGAGAAGGACAAACCACUGCCUCCAUUGCUGGCUCGGGUUGGGGGCAACAUUGAAGUACUGGGAUUCAAUACCCGACAACGGAAGGCGUUCCUUAAUGCUGUGAUGCGCUGGGGCAUGCCACCCCAGGACGCAUUCACCACACAGUGGCUAGUGAGAGACCUGAGGGGCAAAACGGAGAAGGAGUUUAAGGCCUAUGUGUCUUUGUUCAUGCGCCAUCUGUGUGAGCCUGGGGCAGAUGGCUCCGAAACAUUUGCGGAUGGGGUCCCUCGGGAGGGACUGAGUCGCCAGCAGGUGUUGACCCGAAUUGGAGUCAUGUCUCUCGUCAAGAAGAAGGUCCAAGAGUUUGAGCAUAUCAAUGGACGCUGGUCAAUGCCAGAGCUGAUGCCUGACCCCAGUGCUGACUCCAAGCGCUCUUCCAGAGCCUCCUCUCCAACCAAAACAUCUCCCACCACUCCUGAGGCUUCUACAACCAACAGUCCUUGUACCUCUAAACCUGCUACUCCGGCUCCAAGUGAGAAGGGAGAUGGUGUAAGGACACCGCUGGAGAAGGAUGGCACUGAGAACCAGGAAGAGAAGCCAGAGAAGAACAGCAAAGUGGGGGAAAAGAUGGAGACAGAGGUCGAUUCUCCCAGCCCAGCCCCAUCACUGGGAGAACGGCUAGAACACCGGAAGGUUCUCUUAGAGGAUGAAGCACCAGGGAUACCUGGAGAGACAGAGCCUGAACCUGGAUACCGAGGCGACAGGGAGAAGUCUGCCUCAGAGCCAACACCAGGAGGAAGAGGGGAGGAGAAGCCAUUGGAUGGACAGGAACACAGGGAGAGGACGGAGGGGGAAACAGGGGAUUUGGGCAAGAGAGAAGAUGUAAAAGCAGAUCGGGAGCUUCGACUUGGGCCUCCUCGAGAUGAGCCACGGCCCAAUGGGCGCCGUGAGGAGAAGGUGGAGAAGCCAAGAUUCAUGUUCAACAUUGCCGAUGGUGGUUUCACAGAGCUGCACACACUGUGGCAGAAUGAGGAACGGGCAGCUAUUUCCUCGGGGAAACUCAAUGAGAUCUGGCACCGGAGGCAUGACUACUGGCUUCUGGCUGGCAUUGUCCUCCAUGGCUAUGCCCGGUGGCAGGACAUCCAGAACGACGCUCAGUUUGCCAUUAUCAAUGAACCAUUUAAAACGGAAGCCAACAAGGGGAACUUCCUGGAGAUGAAAAAUAAAUUCCUGGCCCGGAGGUUCAAGCUCCUGGAGCAGGCGCUGGUGAUCGAGGAGCAGCUGCGGCGGGCGGCCUACCUGAACCUGUCACAGGAGCCGGCGCACCCCGCCAUGGCCCUCCACGCCCGCUUUGCCGAGGCUGAGUGCCUAGCUGAGAGCCACCAGCACCUCUCCAAGGAGUCGCUGGCAGGGAACAAGCCAGCCAACGCUGUCCUGCACAAGGUUCUGAACCAGCUGGAGGAAUUGCUGAGCGACAUGAAGGCAGAUGUGACCCGCCUGCCAGCCACGCUGUCCCGAAUACCCCCCAUCGCAGCCCGCCUUCAGAUGUCCGAGCGCAGCAUUCUCAGCCGGCUGGCCAGCAAGGGCACGGAGCCUCACCCCACACCGGCCUUUCCCCCGGGUCCUUACGCCACACCUCCGGGGUACGGAGCAGCCUUCAGCGCCGCACCCGUAGGGGCCCUGGCCGCCGCAGGCGCCAAUUACAGCCAGAUGCCUGCAGGGUCCUUCAUCACAGCCACCACCAACGGCCCUCCAGUGCUGGUGAAGAAAGAGAAGGAAAUGGUGGGGGCGUUGGUGUCAGACGGGCUGGGGCUGGAUCGGAAGGAGCCCCGAGCAGGGGAGGUGAUUUGUAUAGACGACUGACUGGAUCCCAGGCCUGCCCCUCACCUAGGCCCCGACCCCGGAGCCGACCCACAUCUCAGGCCUUGGGGCCUGCUGCCAACCCUCCACCUUCCCCACCCCUUGGGCCACCACUGGGCUAGGAGCCCUUUUGCCCCUCUAUAAUGCCUCCCUUCAAGAAGGACCCCUAUCUCUCUCCACCUCCACACACCUUUCCCACCAAACCUUGAAGACUGUGCUGGUGUGAAGAGGUCUGGAUGGGAGAUGGCAAGCAGGGUCUUCCAAGUACCUGGAUGCCCCACCACCAAAUAUACACAGCUUCCCAAUAACUGAUUGUCCGGGAGGGAGAAGGUGGGUCCUCCCAGGCCUUUCCUGCAGUAUCACCUCCACCUCCUGCCAAAGUGGGGGAUUAGCCUUGCCCAGCCUUUAGGAACUUCUGUGAGAUCAUCAAAGAGGAGGGGAACCUUGUUACAAAGAUGAAAAUAGCAGCCAGAGGAGGAAGGGAAGCAGAGAGGGGGUGGUGGCACUGCAUGGCACUUUCCCUCCCUCUCCCAAAUGGAGGGUACAGCAGCUCCAAGUGAGAGAGCUGAUGGCUGUUCACUGGCUCACUUAACUCCUGGGUGCCAGCAUCUUGCAGUAGGAACUGUUCUCCUCCCCAGGGACCAAGGACAACCCCCACAGAGUAAUGGUUGGGUGAUACUCCCUCAAGCCAAAGAGGAGCUCCCCAGCCUGUUCUAGAUAACCUAGAAAGGGUGGGGGAGAAUACAGAGGGCCAGGCAUGGGGCAGACCCCACGCUGGGGCUCAGGUUUCUGGGGGAUGAAAUCCUCCCUCUUCAAGGCCUGGAUACAGACUAAAUUUGAGUAGGUCAGGCCAGGGGCCUCGUCAGGAGCCUGUCUUGCCUGUGGGACCGAGCAACACAGUGGGUAUCAGGCUAGGGAGAUUUGGGCACAUUCCCCCUCCAAGGAGGGGCUAGGGAGUGGCAGUUUGCAUGGGGAACCCCCAUAUCCUCCUUGCUGCCCCUUUCCCAGUCUUUCUCUCCCACUCCUGGUCUGUCCCAAUCCCUUCUUCUGUAUCAGGUUAUCGGUUGUACAUAUAAAUUAUACUUUCCUUUC